AUGGUUAGCAUCAAAUCUAUCCACACUGUAAUUCCGACUGAAGCUACCCCUAAUGCCACUUUGUUGCUCUCUGAGAGUGAGCAAAUCAAAUCUCAUACUCAUGCACUCACAAUUUACAUUUACCGCACAAAUCACGAUCAUAACCACCACAAUAUCAUUGAUACAAUCAAACACUCUCUUGGCAACAUCUUAAUUCUUUACUACCCUCUCGCCGGCCGCCUUCGCAUGAUUCAAGGCGGAAGAAUGGAAAUUGACUGCAACGGGAAGGGUGUAAUGCUGUUCGAAGCGGAGUCCCGGAAAACAUUGCAAGACUACGGUGAUUUCAUGCCCACCACCGCCUUGCGGCCGCUUCUUCCGACGGUUGAUUACCGUGAGCCUGUGGAAAACAUUCCUCUUGUUCUGGUGCAGGUGACGAGAUUCGCGUGUGGUGGUCUGUGUGUUGGGUUUGGAGUUUCCAAUGUCGUUGUGGAUGGAAUCUCUGGUACUGUCUUCGUUGACGCUUGGGCUAAGCUUGCUCGAGGUGGCACUUUGGGAGAAGAUGAGAAGCCAAUUCUUGAUAAAAUGGUGAUUCUGAAAUCUGAGUUUACCGCACCGCGUUUUGAGCACCGUGAAUUCAAGCCACUUCCGCUUAUAAUUGGUAGCUCUGACGCCAGUGAGGAGAGCAAGAAGGAGACAGAUCUUGCAAUUCUGAAACUUACAAGGGAGAUGGCAGAGAAGCUGAAGAAGAAAGCCAAUGACGACGGAUGCUUGGAAUUUGGUUACGAGGAGGCAGUUACCCCGCAGAAGCACCAUCGACCCUACAGCAGGUACGAAAGCAUUGCUGCUCAUAUCUGGAGGUGUGCAUGCAAGGCACGCUACGUGGAUCACAACCAACCCACGGUGGUCCUCACUGUUGCCGGCGUCCGAAACAGGCUAAAGCCACCUCUCCCUCUAAACUAUUUCGGGAACGCGACGCACCCAACUGUGUCACCCACAUGCCACAGUGGGGAUAUUGCUUCAAAGCCACUAAGAUAUGGUGCGCAAAAGAUAAGAGAAGCGAUCGAGUUGCUGACAGAUGAGUACCUGAGAUCAGCCUUUGAGUUCAUUGGGAGCCAGGACGAUGUAGGGUGGCUGAGGCCAAAGCUUAACAGUGAACCGCCUUUUCUUGGGAAUCCAAACCUCAACAUUUGGAGUUGGAUGAGUAACAUGCCUACCUAUGGACCUGAUUUUGGAUGGGGAAGGCCGCUGUAUAUGGGACCCUGUGAGGUCGUCGGAGACGGCAGGGCGUUUAUCAUGCCAGCUCCCACCGGAGAUGGGACUCUUUCCGUUGUCAUUCGCUUGCAGACUCCUCAUCUUCAACCAUUUGAGAAGUUCUUCUACGAGGACAUAUAG
Messenger RNA from Arachis stenosperma, 1371 nucleotides. Its product is annotated as hydroxycinnamoyl-CoA:piscidic acid hydroxycinnamoyltransferase-like. The record is from RefSeq and is a predicted model, not a curated record. Gene Ontology annotation, molecular function: acyltransferase activity, transferring groups other than amino-acyl groups. Lineage: Eukaryota; Viridiplantae; Streptophyta; Magnoliopsida; Fabales; Fabaceae. Bases 1 to 1371 code for a protein of 456 amino acids. The transcript has 2 exons.